AAAAAAUCUAAAUACUCUGUACAUGACUAGUUCUGGACUAAGUGGUGAGCUUCCAACUUCUCUAUCCAAUCUUACGGCCAUGCAGACAUUGAUGAUGUCAGGCAAUAAUUUUACAGGCAAAUUACCAGACUUCAUAGGAACUUGGUCAAACCUAAAAGUUUUGAGGAUACAAGGGAACUCCAUCAGUGGUCCAAUUCCUUCAAGUUUUUUCAAUCUCUUCAAUCUUAAUGAUUUACGCAUAGGAGACUUAAUAAAUGGGUGUUCAUCACUGGAAUUUCUUGGGAAUAUGACAAAUCUAAACAUACUAAUCUUAAGGAAUGCCAAGAUUUGUGAUACUCUUCAAUCAAUCUUUGACUUUGCAUAUUAUAAAAGUUUAGUGACAUUGGAUUUGAGCUUCAACAACAUCACAGGCAAUAUUCCACUGUCUCUACUUAGUCUGAGCUCUCUAAACUACUUAUUCCUUGGGAAUAAUAGCAUAACAGGCACCUUACCUAGAACAAAGAUCUCAACACUGAGUAAUAUAGAUCUAUCAUACAAUCAAUUGUCAGGGAGCUUUCCAAACUGGGUCAACGAUCCAAACUUAGUGUUGAACUUGGUUGCCAACAACUUUAUCAUAGACAAUUCCAAUAACAGUGUCUUACCUUCAGGAUUAGAGUGUCUUCAAAGAGACAUGCCAUGCUAUAGAGACUUGCCAGCUUAUUAUCAAUUUGCAAUAAAUUGCGGUGGAGGUGAAAAUGUGACGAGUUCUGAUGGAACUAACUUCGAGAUAGAUAAUGCUAAUCUCGGUGCAACAUCUUAUUUUGUGACUAAUGUAAAAAAAUGGGCAGUAAGCAAUUCUGGAAGCUUUAUAGAUGCCUCAAAUCCUAAUGCAAAUUAUAUAAUUAGUUCUCAGAUCCAAUCCCAGAACACACUUGAUUCAAAAUUGUUUAAGACUGCAAGGACGUCACCAUCCUCAUUAAGAUACUAUGGCUUGGGACUUCAAAAUGGGAAUUACACGGUAAAACUACAGUUCUCUGAGAUUGGAAUACCAGAUCAACCCACUUGGGAAAGCUUAGCUAGAAGGGUCUUUGACAUUUAUAUACAGGGCAAGCUUAAGGAGAAGGACUUUGAUAUAAGAAAGGAAGCUGGUGGGGAAUCUUUUACAGUAGUUUUGAAGGAGUACCAAGCUCCUGUAACAAACAACUUCCUAGAAAUACAUUUAUUUUGGGCAGGAAAGGGUACACAUUUUAUUCGUAGUUCAGGAUAUUAUGGGCCAUCCAUUUCUGCAAUCAGUGUAUCUCCUUAUGACUUCAUUCCAUCUGUGAGCAACAAACCCCCACAUUCCUCUUCAUCAAAUAACAAUACAGGUAAAGUUGUAGGGAUUGUAUGUGGUGUUGUGGUUUUGGGACUUACCGUGUUCGUGAUACUAGUGUGGAAAUAUAAACAAAAAAAUCUUAAAAAAGAUAAUGAAGAGUUGUCAGGAAUGAGUGCCAUACCAAAUACAUUCAGCUAUUCUGAACUGAGAACAGCUACUGAGGAUUUCAACCAAUCUAAUUUUCUCGGAGAGGGAGGAUUCGGGCCCGUAUUCAAGGGUAAACUACAUGAUGGAAGAAUGGUAGCGGUAAAGCAACUAUCAGUAGCAUCUCAACAAGGGGAGAGACAAUUCACGACAGAAAUAGCAACUAUAUCAGCAGUCCAACAUCGUAAUCUAGCUAAGUUGUAUGGUUGUUGCAUUGAGGGAGACAAAAGACUCUUGGUUUACGAGUACCUAGAAAAUAAGAGCUUGGAUCAAGCUAUUUUCAGGAAAAAGGAUUUGCAUCUUGACUGGGAAACACGCUUUGAGAUUUGUUUGGGAGUAGCAAGAGGCUUAGCCUAUCUUCAUGAGGAAUCAAGAGUGAGAAUUAUUCACAGGGAUGUAAAAUCUAGCAACAUUCUAUUAGAUGGUAAUCUUACCCCAAAGAUAUCAGAUUUUGGUUUGGCAAAGCUUUAUGAUGAUAAGUGGACUCACAUUAGCACAAGAGUUGCAGGCACAAUAGGUUAUUUGGCACCUGAAUAUGCUAUGAGAGGACACUUAACAGAAAAGGCAGAUGUAUUCGGUUUUGGAGUUGUUGCUCUUGAAGUUCUCAGCGGAAGGCCUAAUUCAGACCUUGAUCUUGAGGAAGAGAAAAGCUACUUGCUCGAUUGGGCUUGGCAUUUGUACGAGCAGAAGCAUGAAUUGGAGUUGGUGGAUCCAAGUCUAUCAUCAUACAAUAGAGAUGAAGCUACUCGAGUAAUUGGCGUUUCUCUUUUAUGCAUCCAAGCAUCGCCAACUAAUUAA
Messenger RNA from Dendrobium catenatum, 2296 nucleotides. Its product is annotated as probable LRR receptor-like serine/threonine-protein kinase At1g56140. Gene Ontology annotation, molecular function: ATP binding; protein binding; protein kinase activity. NCBI's taxonomy places the organism in Eukaryota, Viridiplantae, Streptophyta, Magnoliopsida, Asparagales, Orchidaceae. The transcript has 19 exons. The record is from RefSeq and is a predicted model, not a curated record. Bases 23 to 2296 code for a protein of 757 amino acids. Gene Ontology annotation, biological process: protein phosphorylation.